This is a messenger RNA of Phytophthora nicotianae INRA-310, 369 nucleotides long. RefSeq lists its product as hypothetical. NCBI's taxonomy places the organism in Eukaryota, Oomycota, Peronosporomycetes, Peronosporales, Peronosporaceae. The record is from RefSeq and is a predicted model, not a curated record. The coding region runs from base 1 to 369 and encodes 122 amino acids. The transcript is spliced from 2 exons.
AUGAUCCACCUGACUGGGGCAGACAAACACAAGCCUGUGCGGAUUCGAAUGCGGUUAAUCUGGGUAUCAGAACACACGCAUAAGCCGUGGAAAUUUGCUCGCCUUUACUUUGUUGAUGCUAGCGCUCAGGAAAGCCUCGAGGACAUGCUACAGGUCUUCCGUGAGCCCUACGAAGCCAAUUCUCAAGAGGUCGAUUCGCUGUUACUGACCGCCACGGUGUGGAGUGCGGAGAUCGACUCAGAGUUUCUUCCUCCCCCGGGGCAAAUCGUUUGCAUCAACGGCUACACCAACCUUAAGGCGUAUGGAGGAGCAAUUUGCCAGCUCACGACUCGAUUUAGCCAGCUAAGCUGGGAAGGUCAGGAAGAUUAA